Mesorhabditis belari is the source of this 540-nucleotide messenger RNA. The record is from the annotation of a GenBank genome assembly. NCBI's taxonomy places the organism in Eukaryota, Metazoa, Nematoda, Chromadorea, Rhabditida, Rhabditidae.
AUGUCACUUCCGUUCGAUCUUCUUCAUAUGGAGAUGGUUCGCUAUGGAAAAGAAAAAGAAGCGGUAGCUCGAGCGGAUUAUCCGAAGGAAGUACUCGAGGGUCUCGAUAAAGCGACAAGUUCUUUGGUCUACAAAGCACUGGCUAGUAGAAAUGCGGAAACGAAUCUCGAGUCGAUUGGUUUGCGAACGGGUUUCCUGCUUGCCGAACGUCUCUGCAGGGAUUUGCCGAGAAUUUCUACAGAGUUAGAAAUAAUGAAGUUCAUUUGCAAGGAAUUUUGGAUAAGCGUUUUUGGGAAACAAGUGGACAAUCUGCGAACAAAUCACCAGGGUGUCUACGUCGUUCAGGACAAUCGGUUCCCUUGUUUGACUUCAUUUUCCGAUGGUACACAAUAUGUAAAGGACGCCGCGAUCUAUCUGUGUUUUCCAUGUGGAGUCGUCCGCGGAGCUCUACAAGCACUCGGCAUCCAGGCACUCGUCACUCCCACCACCGAUCAACUUCCAUCCGUGAAGUUUCAUAUUCACAUCAAGACAAAACUUACU